AUGAACGUGUCAUCCACUAAUGUAACUGUGGUUGUGAACUAUCGGGACUCCUACACCAAAGCUGUGACCAAGAAUGUAAUCGUUGUGGCUAUCGGCAUCUCCAUCAAUUUCAUCAAUGCAAGCCUCAUUCACACCUUCCGUAAACACCAGGUCUUCAACAUGAACCCUCGCUAUAUCCUGUUCAUCCACCUGGUGGUCAAUGAUAUGAUCCAGCUGAUGCUAACAGUCUUCCUUUUCAUCCUCAGUUACACCAUGUACACACUCCAUGUGUCCCUCUGUUGCACCAUUGUCCUAAUCACACUUUUCACCACCGAAAACACCCCAUUGAAUCUGGCUUGCAUGGCAGUAGAGUGCUACAUUGCCAUCUGUCUCCCCCUCCACUGCACCCAGAUCUGUACGGUCAAAAGAACAUACCUGCUUAUCGUUUUGAUCUGGGUGACUUCCAUGACCUCUGUACUGCCUGAUCUCUUCAUCACCCUGGCUAUUGAACCCCAGGAGUUUUUUCACUCCAAGGUCUUCUGUCUACGGCACAAUGUGUUUCCUAGUCCCCAUCUCACCAAGAAGAAGAAUGCCUGCUAUGUCGUGUUUCUGGUCAUAGUUUGGUUCAUCCUAUUCUAUACAUAUUUCAGGAUCCUAUUCACUGCCAAGGCAGCUAAAAAGGAUGCUAAAAAGGCCAGGAAUACUAUCCUUCUCCACGGAUUUCAAAUGCUGUUGUGUAUGACUAUAUAUGUAGGCCCCAUGUUCACACCAGUUUUGAAGAAAUGGUCACCAGAAAACUAUGUGGACUCCCUCUUUGCUUGCUACAUCAUUAUACAGAUUCUACCAAGAUCCAUUAGUCCGAUUAUCUAUGGCUUACGUGACAAGAAGCUCAGGAGUUAUCUGAGGAGGUAUCUGACAUGUAAAGUAACCAUAACCAUUCAUCCACAAACCAUAUUUAAGAGACCUUUAUAA
Messenger RNA from Lampris incognitus (smalleye Pacific opah), 951 nucleotides. RefSeq names its product odorant receptor 131-2-like. Lineage: Eukaryota; Metazoa; Chordata; Actinopteri; Lampriformes; Lampridae. The record is from RefSeq and is a predicted model, not a curated record. Bases 1 to 951 code for a protein of 316 amino acids. Gene Ontology annotation, molecular function: G protein-coupled receptor activity. The transcript is spliced from 2 exons. Gene Ontology annotation, cellular component: membrane. Gene Ontology annotation, biological process: G protein-coupled receptor signaling pathway.